Capronia coronata CBS 617.96 is the source of this 1272-nucleotide messenger RNA. RefSeq lists its product as uncharacterized. Gene Ontology annotation, biological process: positive regulation of catalytic activity. The record is from RefSeq and is a predicted model, not a curated record. Gene Ontology annotation, cellular component: fungal-type vacuole; cell periphery. NCBI's taxonomy places the organism in Eukaryota, Fungi, Ascomycota, Eurotiomycetes, Chaetothyriales, Herpotrichiellaceae. The coding region runs from base 1 to 1272 and encodes 423 amino acids. The transcript is spliced from 2 exons.
AUGGCGCAACCUGGCUUUCCGUGGAAUUCUCAGUCGCGAGAUCUGGAAAAAGAAGCAAUACAACCAGUGUUGGGCAAUGCUACAGCUGCGUCAGAUGCAGGGAAACAAGGCGACCUGUCGAAGCCUGACAAGAACCCUCCUCCCGCCGAACAAUCCCAGCAGAGGAAGCCGAGUACGGGGAAUGGAAAGCGUCGGAGUGGAUCAACCAAAGGCCCUCCCAAGGUCAAGACGCCUGUGGUGAAGCCUUCAGUGGAUAGCACGCCCAGGCUGAGAGCUCAGCUCCCAGUUCGAACAAUUCCACCACCAGCCUGGGUACAAGAUGUCGAAGAAGAUGACCUCGAAAACCCCCAAUUCCAGUUUCCGGAUGCGCCGCAUGCUGCGUUCGUUGCGCAUCACAACCACGCCCCAUCGACGGCCCGACAUCCACUUCUUUCGGGCGGCGAACAUGCUAAAGACGAGGGAUUCCUCACAUCUUCGGGUCAGGUCCGUCCAGAGCGGACGUCAAGAUGGGUUACCUUUGCGCGCGCCAGCGCUUAUCCCCGGGAAGACUUUACCGGCGAGAAGGUGGACGAGGACUAUCUCAAUCAACAUUUCACCGACUAUUCGAGGCCCUGGCUCGCCGGCCGCGACGAGGAAAACGCGGAUGACAGCAACAGCAGGUAUCGUGCAUUCCGCAAAAAGAGACAAGCGUGGUACAGGCGGGCUCAGUUCAUCAUCCUCCGGAACCCAUUCAUCCCUCUUGCCUUCCGACUGACGGUCUUCAUAUUCGCAACCACAGCCCUCGCUCUGGGCACUUCGAUUUUCCACCAAACUGGAAAGAUUGUGAGGUGCCUUCAACAGCGCCCACGUAGUGCGCAAUGUGUGGACCUCGUCGGCACGGGAGAGCAAGAUUACUACCGCGAUCCUUCUGGUCUUAUGGCCAUUAUUGUCGAUGCGAUUGCGUUGGCGUACACCCUGUACAUCACAUACGACGAGUACUUUUCCAAACCUCUAGGCCUACGACCUGCUCGGGCCAAGGUCCGGCUUGUCCUCUUGGAUUUGUUUUUCGUUGUGUUUCAGUCGGCAAAUCUCGCUCUGAGCUUCGAGUCGUUGACCGUGGAUGAAGGAGCUUGUAGAGUCGGCAACGAACCCAGGACAUCUAGUCGCUUUGACGGUGUUUGCGAUCGGGCGCGGGCGCUAAGUGGAGUCCUGCUGGUUUCCUUGGUAGCAUGGCUGAUGACUUUCUCUGUUAGUGUUCUGAGGUAUGUCAACCCUUUUGAAAACCUGUGGUAG